Messenger RNA from Babesia bigemina, 2574 nucleotides. RefSeq lists its product as hypothetical. The transcript has 7 exons. Gene Ontology annotation, molecular function: RNA binding. The record is from RefSeq and is a predicted model, not a curated record. NCBI's taxonomy places the organism in Eukaryota, Apicomplexa, Aconoidasida, Piroplasmida, Babesiidae. Gene Ontology annotation, biological process: ribosomal small subunit biogenesis. Gene Ontology annotation, cellular component: nucleolus. Bases 1 to 2574 code for a protein of 857 amino acids.
AUGGCGGCUCGAAGUAGGAAGGGCGAUCCCACCGAUGACCCCCGUUUCAAAACUCAAAAACAAAAAUCGAGGAAGUCAUUGCGCAAAGCGCAACGCAAGGCAGACAAGCAGAGGCACCACCAAAACAUGAUACAAUGGAAGCAACGGCGGAGCAGCAAGUCAACUCAUCAAGAGACAGCAUCGCAUCAAGAAGAAAACGUGAAAUCGCAAAAACGCAAGAUGAGCCACAAGAACGAAGUCAUACCACCCACCAACCACCCAGAGGAAAAGUCGUAUGACGAGCUCGAGAUCGAAUACCUAGAGCGGAAACUCAGGAAGAAUAGGAAGAGCUCUGCCAAGUCGGGUGAUUUGUUCCAAUCGCUCAAAAACGAAUUUGUCAAUGACGGAUUCGACGAAGAAUUCCUUGACUUCCUCUCAGAGCUGAGCAACAUGGCCGAAAAGGGUAAAAAGGCCAAAGGAAGCUCUGCCGUAAGUAAGGCUCAGAAGAAAACGGGCUCCGGUAAAUCACAAAGCCGGGAUGAAGAUGAAGACAUUGAAGAUGAUGAUGAUGAUGAGGAGGAGGAGGAGGAGGAGGAGGAGGAUCUGGAUGAUGAUGAUGAUGAGGAGGAGGAGGAGGAGGAGGAUCUGGAUGAUGAUGAAGAUGUGGAUGAUGAUGACGAGGAGGAGGAUGAUGAUGACGAGGAGGAGGAUGAUGAUGACGAGGAGGAGGAUCUGGAUGAUGAUGAUGAUGAUGAUGAUGAUGAUGAUGAUGAUGAUGGUGAUGUCGAUGAUGAGGAGGAGGAAAGUGAAGAUUUGGAUGAAGAUGAGAAAGACGAGGAAGAUGAAGAAAGUGAAGAAGACGUAAAGAUUAACAAGAGAGUAAGAUUUGACUUGCCUCCAAAAAUCAUUAAGGGUAAGAGCUCCCAUGUGACUGUAUAUAUGCGUGCAGGGAAAUCCAAAGCAAAGGAAGAAACGCGUAAAAAGCAAGCUAAAACGGUGCCGAUUGAUGGUACAUUAGUGGAAGACAUGAAGAAAAAACAGAGGGGAUUUCUCAACCGGAUAUCAGAAGGAAACUUCACGAUUGUUGUAAAAGAAAUAAUCAAACUCUAUAACCAGAUGUUAUCCUCAGCGUCUAAUGACGGUGGGAAAGAGCGCCUGCUGCUGGCGGUGGAUGAACUCAUAGACGACUUGUGUGAGUGCACCGUCAAAAUGGUGAUCGAGAAUGAAAGCAGUGUGAUCAGCCUGGUUGCCAUGCACACGGCGCUCAUAUGUGCGUUGUGCAACACCGUUGGAAUAAACGUUGGAUACGUCUACUGCCACAAACUGCUCAAAACCCUGGAGGCGGCUUUGCCGGUGCUGUUUGAAAACCACGACGGGAAGGAGCUUUCCUACGCUAAGCUGGUGACAAGAAACAGCGUUAUGUCAUUCGCUGUAAUAUCGCACUUGGACAUGUUGGAUCUGGACAUCAUAUUCUUUCUUAUCAAAAACAUAUCUAGGGAGAACAUCACAGAGCAUGUCGCUCAAAUCCUCAUGGUACUACUUCGAUACACAGGUCACAAAAUGAAAGUUGAAAAUCCCUCAUCGUUCCACAAUGUCAUUGGGCACCUCAAAAAGUUGCUUGAUAAAUACAAGGAAACACACGGCGAUAUCACACAAAGUAGGCUGCGCUUUUUCGAGCAAGAGAUUGAGUCUUUCAAACUAUCGAAGGAGAAGAAGCCACUCGAAACCUUUGAUUACCUCAAGAACAUAAUUAAGGGAGAGUUCCGACACCGGGCUGGAACAACAAACCCACAAAUCAACCUUCAGACACUCCUUAAAUACACGAAGGAAUCUGAUGAAGCUGCCUUGCCAUCGCAUGCGAUACUACACAAACUCGACACCGCAUCACUGAUGGCCGUGAAGUCCACAAAGAUGGAUGGCGCCAAUUCCACGGAAUCACUCCUACAAAAGGCGGCAGCGUUACGAUUGUAUUCGAACUGCCAGAAGUCGACCUUCGUCGCCAUCAUGGGUGCAAUAAGCCCCCAGCACGCCGUAGAAAGGAUCAUGGAACUGGGGAUCAAACCGGCGCAAUAUACUGAGGUUGUCUACACGGUAGUGCACUCGUUGAUGAGUGAAAAGCUGUACAACGAGUACUACACGGAAGUCAGCAAGAAUCUGGCCAGGCUGCCGGCGGCGACGGGAAAAAGAUUCACCAGGGCCUGUGUUUGCACCCUCAUCUCUGUCAUAGAACACUUGCACGAGAAGAAACCGAGGAAGUGCGCGCAUAUAGGAAGGUUUUUCGCAGCAAUGGUUGCAGGAAAAGUGCUAGAACUCAAGCUGCUGAAGUUUGUCAAGAAGGAACACAUCGACUCGGAUUCGGUAGAGGCGUUCCUUAAGAACCUCUUUGCCUGCUUGGUGACGAUGACACCUGCAAGCAGUGAGGAACAUGUUAUCGCACAGCUUAUGUCAUUGGCCAACGUGGAGAUGUUCGACAUAUUUUGCGAACUGUGGCUCGAGUACCUUCGGGAUCACUGCAUGGAGAAGGUGUUGGGUUCUGGUACAGGAAACGUCCUGAUGGAAGCCUGCAGAAGGAUAUUCGGUGCCAAAAACGUCUGA